AUGGACCCAGCUGCCAGCUCCGAGAAGCAGCUGGACCACGAGGAUGGUCCAUACAUCUUGCGGCCGCUGUUGGAAGCUGUUCCCUUGUGCACAGACGGAUCAGCCGAGGAUGUCAAAAUAAACUGCGUCGAGUAUUAUGAUGGUAAUCUAUACAUCGGAACAUCAGCUUCCGAAGUCCUGCAUUUUGUGCAGAUGCCUCCUGAUCCAGGCGAGCCAUCCGGCAGCCCCGUUUACAUUCCAGCUUCGCGACUCAGUCCCGUUUCCCUGGAUUCCUUCUCCCGUCCGUCCGCUGCAGGCCCUGGUGUCCAAGAGAUAGUCUUGCUGCCGCAGAUAAGCAAGGCUUGUGUCUUGUGCAAUUCAACAGCGGCUUUUUAUUCUCUACCAGAAUUGAGCCCCGUUUCCGGAAUCAGCGUUGUGAAGAACUGCAGCUGGAUUGGUGGCCUUGACUUAAAUAUUCGUCCUUCGAGUGCGACGCCAAAGGAUGCCACGAUCCUGUUGUCUCUGAAAUCCAAAAUCCAGAUUGUCCGACUCGCUGACAAAGUCCUAGAAGCUCCUAAAGUGACUUUUGCCGGGAGUGUCUUGGCUGUUCGCCGGGACUCUAUCGCUUGUGUUGCUAACUCCAGGUCGUAUGCCCUUUUGGAUAUAUAUAGGCAGCUUACUAUUCCGCUGAUGAACAUUUCUACCUUGGAAACGGCCUCCUCUGAGGAAGGUGGGGGAGAAGCUCAAUUCGGGAUUGAUCCAUCGAAAGAAACAACCCGCUUAAAAGGACAUGCUACCGACACCACAACAUCGAGUCACAGUCGAAGUCAAAGUAAAAAUGACGGCAUGUCGACUGCGUUGCCGUCCACGGCAAGGGCAUCGACGAGCCCUCCGCAAGCUAUUCAUGAGCCAGUGGCUGUUGUCACAGACAAGCCUUUACCAGCAGCGCCAGGGGAUGAAGACACCUUCGCCGCAAACGAAACAGGACACGGAAAGCCACUAGCUUACACGACCUUGAAUCCACACAUCGUUUCGCCUAAUGCUGAAGAAUUCCUUCUUGUGAUAGGAACACGAAAGGCAGAUCCUGGCGUCGGAAUGUUUGUUAGCCUAGACGGUGAACCCACGAGAGCUACCAUUCAAUUUGACAAGUACCCCGAGUAUGUCGCCAUUGAUGGAAUCAAUUCUGGCUUGAAUGCGCCGCAAAUGCGCCCUGAUGAGCAGGAUGAUGGUCAUGUAAUUGCGACUUUUUGCAAAGACUUUGGUUCAGGACCUCGGUACGGCAUGGAAAUUCAGCAUCUGAAUGCCGGAAAUGAGGUUAAUCCCGAGAAAUACUGGCUGGAGGCGAAGCCUGCUUACCAAGAGAGACCUUAUGGUUUGAAGACCCUCCUGGGCGGAGGACAUGUUCGCCUAGAUGAGAUUGUUUCCAAGCUGAGCCAAAAGAAAUUCUACCCCUUUCCUGGUUACCGAGAUCCUGGUCACCUAGAGACUCCUACGUCUCCCCCGAAGAAGUCUGAGUCCAGGACAGCAACCUCCACGGAGCGUUUACCAAGGAAGAAGGAAUCGUCUGAUGGCGAAGAUUUCCAGGAUGACGAAUCACAACCGCAAGGUUGGGAAGCAGCAAGGAAUCGCGAAGGCGAAGAGUUUGCAGGACGUCUGGCCAAUUUCAACGCCAGGCUGGCAGUAUGGAACGGAAACCGCAUAUGGUGGGCGCUACCGAAUCCGUUAAUCAUUCAGCUAGACACUCGUCUCGAUAUGGCGUGCUCUUUUGGCGAUGAGAUGCACAUAGAUAGGCUACGCGUCAUAUCGGUCCUGAAGCUCAUACGCGGUCGAGACGCAAGGACAGAAUUGGACCACAUGACACUUGACUAUCUGAAGCAGAAGGCUGGGCUGCUUCUCCUGGUUGAUUCCUUGUCAUCUACACGGACGAACCAGUCUACUAGGGACUCUGAGCUGAAGGAGCUUGAGCAAGUCUUAUCGGAUAGCAAACUAGACCCCCGCGUCGCCCUUUUUCUAUUCCAAGGAAUGCGAGACGACGUAAUCGAAGGCAGCUGUGGUAUAUGGGUGUAUAGUGGGAUCAAAAAGGUCGCCGAGACAAUUGUUUGCCGCAUCGACUCGGAGCAGUCAACGACGUUCGGGGAUAUUGAUCUUUGCGUCAUGCACUUUUUGCGGCGGUUUCUUUUGGGGUGGAGGAAGAUGAAGGGUUUCGGAAGCGUGCCGGAUGAGAAGGAAGUAUUCAGAACCAUCGAUGCCUGCUUGUUGAUAGUGUUGCUCGAGCUGGAGCAGCGUUCGUCGAAAGAAUCGGCAGACGGCGACAUGGUCAGGUCGGAGCUCAACGACCUUGUCGAUGGAGGCGUGGAUUGUUUUGACCGAGCUGUCGACAUUCUCGUAUCGUACCGUCGCCUUUUCGUUCUCAGCCGAUUGUACCAGAGCCGAAAGAUGUCUAGCGAUGUGCUGCUGACAUGGAAACGCAUGCUUGAGGGAGAAGAAGACAGCAUGCACGAGUUUCGCGAUGGCGAGCAGCGCAUGAGGGAGUAUCUGAAAAAGAUAGGCAGCCGAGCCCUUGUGGAGGAGUACGGAGUUUGGCUCGCCAACAGGAAUCCUCGCUUGGGCGUGCAGGUCUUUGCGGAAGACGAGGGCAAGGUGCCACCGUUUGAGCCUGCCAAAGCGGUGGCGACUCUACGAAGCGAGGCCCCUAGCGCAGUCAAGUACUAUCUGGAGCACCUGGUCUUUGACAAGGGCCUCACGUCGUACGUACACGAGCUUCUCGAGUACUAUCUCGACCUGGUGCUGGGAGACCUCGAGUCCUCGGCAGCUCACCGCGAGGCGGUCAUGGCUGGCUAUGAGGCGUAUCGCGCGCUGCAAACUCCCAAGCCCACCUAUCCCCAUUUUUUGACGGAGAACGCGCCGCGAGAAUGCGACGACGACGACGACGUCUGGAACAGCCGCCUCCGACUGCUCCAACUCCUGGGCGGCGCGCAUGUUUACGACACCACCGUCAUCGCGGAACGCGUCAGGAGCCUGCCUGGCGAGCUGCUGGUGCCAGAGACGGUCAUACUGGCCGGACUUCAGCAUCGACACGACGAGGCACUCCAUCUCCUGGUGCACAGGCUGGGCGACUACGACACGGCUGUCUCCUACUGCCUUUGCGGAGGCGCAGGCAUAUACGCGCCUCACGGGGCCUCGCGCCGGCGGGACGCCGCCCCAGAGCCCGAGCAGCAGCGCCGGCUCUUCCAGCAGGUUCUGCAGGAGUUCCUGCGAAUCGCCGAUGCCAGCGACCGGGUGGAGCAGACGUGCGCCCUUCUCGAGCGGUUUGGUGAAUGGUUCAGGGCGGAGGACGUCCUGCGCCUGGUCCCGGACACGUGGUCGGUGGAUGUGCUGGCCGGGUUCCUCCUGGGAGCCCUGAGGAGGCUGGUGCGCGAGAGAAACGAGAGCGCGGUGAGGAAGGCAUUGAACGGGGCGGAGAACCUGAGAGUGAGCUAUGACUUGGUCGUGGGCACCGAGCAGCAGCGAGGACCAAGGAAGCAUUGA
Molecule: messenger RNA, 3507 nt
Organism: Ustilaginoidea virens
Lineage: Eukaryota; Fungi; Ascomycota; Sordariomycetes; Hypocreales; Clavicipitaceae
Exons: 3
Coding region: 1-3507 (1168 amino acids)
Biological process (GO): endosomal vesicle fusion; vesicle-mediated transport; autophagy
Cellular component (GO): fungal-type vacuole membrane; cytoplasm
Source: RefSeq, a predicted model, not a curated record